Ochlerotatus camptorhynchus is the source of this 1365-nucleotide messenger RNA. RefSeq lists its product as uncharacterized. Lineage: Eukaryota; Metazoa; Arthropoda; Insecta; Diptera; Culicidae. The record is from RefSeq and is a predicted model, not a curated record. Bases 1 to 1365 code for a protein of 454 amino acids. The transcript has 5 exons.
AUGGAAGCCACCAAUUCUCUCACCACAGUCGAGCCAUUCGUGCCAGCGUUCUACAGUCGUCCCGGCCCUGUGUGUGAGUUGAAAAGGUGGUCUUCCAGUCUGUUACGUCAGGCAAGUAUCAUCUGUUUCUCGACCAGUACCACUCCUGAUUCGUUCAUUGGUUCCAGUGCAUUAUUAGUCAUCAACCAUCCAUCGCCCGCCUGUCACCUGAACACUCUGGGACGCAUUGAAGUUAGCACUGCGGAAGCCCCUUCUUCUUCCGCCACAGUCGAGUUAAUCCAGUCAUCGUCCUGCAGUCGUCCUGGACCUGUGUGUGGGCUUGGAGAAGGGGUCUUCCAACCCGCAACUCAAGGCAAGUAUGUUCGUGUCAUCACCAGUUUCGCUCCUAAUUUGUUCGUUGCUUCCAGCGCCUCACCGCCUCAAGAGCAACAACCGGCUGGUUCGACUGAAACGUCAUACUCCGAUGGCUUCAAAUCCCACAUCACCGAUGGGACAUACAGCACUGCACCGGAUCUUGCUCGCCACGUUUUGGAACAUCCCAGACCAGAACGCGUUGCCUGCUGCCUCAAGGAAGCCCCUGAGCCACUCAACCCAGUCGCGCUUGCUGAUUCCUGUCAUCCCAAAGUGGAAUCGAAGAUCCCAGUCAGCUCAACUCCACGUUGGCCUAAAAAUGACCGCUUUGAUUCCGGUCGUGGCACCCCGAAACGUCGCCGUACUUCAUCUAGCACUGACGACAAGCCCAUACUGUGUGGUAAGAAAGCACCUAUCGACUCGGUCAGAACCGUGGACCUGAACGAUGAUCUGGUACGAGAAACCUCGGGUUGCCAAGUUGGUUCCCAGAUGAAAAGAUCCGUCAACGUUUCCUUCAAAGUCGGCGUCAACCAAAACAAACGGGAUGUUGCCCUUUCCUGCGAUUCGUGGCCGGAGGGCAUUCAGUUCCGUGAGUUCGAUGAUUCCCGGUCAAAGAAGACCGUGUCUGGAGCCGACGUGAACAAGCCGCAACCGCCGCCGCAACCACCGCCGCAACCGCCGCCGCAACCACCGCCGCAACCGCCGCCGCAACCGCCGCCGCAACCGCCGCCGCAACCGCCGCCGCAACCGCCGCCGCAACCGCCGCCGCAACCGCCGCCGCAACCGCCGCCGCAACCGCCGCCGCAACCGCCGCCGCAACCGCCGCCGCAACCGCCGCCGCAACCGCCGCCGCAACCGCCGCCGCAACCGCCGCCGCAACCGCCGCCGCAAUCGUCGAAGGGCCCCACCGUGUGUCACCGAGAAUCAGCGAGGAGAAAGGGAAGUUCAUCAAUCCAUCCAAAUCCGAACGUCUUUGGGGAAAGUACUCUGCUCGUAGCCGCCCCGCCGGAGUAA